Molecule: messenger RNA, 2039 nt
Organism: Cucurbitaria berberidis CBS 394.84
Lineage: Eukaryota; Fungi; Ascomycota; Dothideomycetes; Pleosporales; Cucurbitariaceae
Product: DUF1479-domain-containing protein
Exons: 2
Coding region: 296-1825 (509 amino acids)
Source: RefSeq, a predicted model, not a curated record
CGGAGCUGAUGACAUUCUUCAAUGGCAAGCGUCGGAAAGGUUGCUUCUGCUGCUUUGGCAAUUGCGGGGAUUGAACAUGCAUAGAGCAGCUGACAAGUCGCGCUAUACUUUGUUGGGAGGAGUAUCCGAUUACACUUCUGCCCCUCUUGACUGGAGCUUCAAUUGCUCUGUCGGAACCUCUCGAGACGAUUCGGCGCAAUAGAGGAUAAGUAAUGGACGGGUGCUGGGAGUUAGUUGGAAGGCCAUGUUGAAGCAUUGACCCGAAACUGGACACAAUCUUCGAGCUUCUUCCACCAUGCUGCUUUCCGCACUUCGAACCAUCCCAUCUCCAUCGAGACGCGUCGCGACACAGCUCCGCACGGCAGCCACAGCAACACAAGCCCAGAAGCGCGCAGGCGACAUCUCAGAUGCAUUCGCGUCGCUCUCUGGGCAGAAGUUCGAGCCCCUCACCCAAGAGUAUGCCGACCUCAAAGGUCGCCUGAUCCGAGGUCACGAAGGCGAGGUACGAGAGUCUUGGGAAAGGCUACUUCGGCAUCUACGGGAAGAAAUCCCGCUCAUUGUGGAGCAAGGCAGCAAGGUCAUUCCCGAGAUCGACUUCAAACACCUCGACAACGCACCCGAGACCUUUAGCAAUCAGCUGAGGAAGCGAGGCGUUGCCGUCGUGAGGGGCGUCAUUCCAGAGCAGGAAGCGCUACAAUGGAAGGAAGAGCUACGAGAGUACAUCCGGCAAAAUCCUCAAACAAAGGCCUUUCCGGCCGACAAUCCUCAAGUUUUUGAGUUGUAUUGGUCACGAAUCCAGCUUCUCGCACGCGGGAACCCCAACCUUCUGAAAACCCAUCGCUUCCUCAUGUCAUACUGGCACUCCACAAAUCCUCACGUUCCUCUGUCCACCCAGCAUCCGAUCAGUUAUGCCGACCGUCUGCGCAUGCGCCUGCCCGGCGACGCCAAAUUCGCCUUGGGACCACAUGUCGACGGCGGGAGCGUAGAACGCUGGGAUGAGCAAGGAUACGGGCUGGGCAAGGUAUACGAUUCAGUGUGGAAGGGGAAAUGGGAAGACUUUGAUCCUUGGGAGGCCAGCUGCCGUCUGUCCGUGGUAUCAGACCUCCAUCAGGGUGUAGGAGCUUGCAGCGCGUUUCGCAUGUUCCAGGGCUGGCUGUCGCUGAGCACUACUGGGCCAUUCGAGGGCACGUUGCUCGUGAACCCACUCCUCGCAAAGGCAACAGCAUACUACCUUUUGCGCCCAUUCUUCUCCCCGAAACGAGGUGUCGAUCCUGGUGCGCAAACCGCGUCUGAAGCUGUUACCAACUCAGCCGAUUUCCUUGCCUCGGACAAUUGGGAAAUGGAUACCACACCAUCUCCAUGGGUCCAUGGCGCGACGCCUGGACGCGGACAGGAACUCUCCCACCUGCUUCAUCCGCACCUCAACCUGCAGAAAUCCAUGAUCCAUAUGCCAACAGUCAGGCCUGGAGACUAUGUAGCCUGGCACUGCGACACAAUCCAUGCCGUGGACAAGACGCAUGCCGGCAAGUCGGACUCCAGUGUGUUGUACAUACCAGCCUGCCCGAUGACAGAAGACAAUGCAAAUUACCUCAUCCGCCAGCGAAAGAGCUUCGUCAAUGGAACACCAAGUCCUGACUUUGGCGGCGGUGUGGGCGAGAGCGAGCAUGUCGGGCGUAUCAAGGCUGAAGACAUGCCUGGAUUAGUCGGUGAUGAGGGCUGCAGAGCAAUGGGUCUCCAAGAAUGGGACAGCGAUGCUGCCGGCCUGAACCCAGCCGAGAGAGUGAUCUUGGAUAGGGCGAACAAGCUUCUGGGGUUUUAUGAUUAAAUGUUUGAUUAUCGCCUGGCGCGUGGAGCCCUUUUAUUUAUUACAACUCAGUCAUAUCAAAAUGGAACCAGAUGUCUACGUCAGCUUUGAUAGUACACGAACACAGGAAGAUAUACGAUGUAGUCAAGGUGUUUAUCCAUUGCACAAUACAUUAUUUCAAUUAUCAUGGACUCUACUUCUCAGGGUCGAAUACAACGAUCUUAUCAAUAUCCGC